This is a messenger RNA of Macadamia integrifolia, 1392 nucleotides long. RefSeq names its product uclacyanin-3-like. Gene Ontology annotation, molecular function: electron transfer activity. NCBI's taxonomy places the organism in Eukaryota, Viridiplantae, Streptophyta, Magnoliopsida, Proteales, Proteaceae. Gene Ontology annotation, cellular component: plasma membrane. The transcript is spliced from 3 exons. Bases 200 to 1222 code for a protein of 340 amino acids. The record is from RefSeq and is a predicted model, not a curated record.
GAAUAGAAGAAACUAGAGAGAGAAACGGAAACCAACCAUUCAGCUCCUCGCUUCUCUCGACCUUUUACUUUUGGUUUUUACUGUUCGCUCGUGCUCACCUGAUACCCAUCACUGAUUUACUCCGAAAGAAAGAGAGAGGGAAUCACUCGUGAAGAUAAAGAGCAGCUGGGGGUGACCUGAUCAACACAAGAACAAGAAGAUGGGUAGACAGGUUGUUUGGGCGGUCGCAGCUGUAGUGGCUAUAGCGGCGUUGAACCUGCAGUGCGCGGUGGCUAAGACAACGCACGUGGUCGGAGACAGCUUGGGUUGGACCGUCCCUCCUGGUGGCGCCGCCGUCUACUCCACCUGGGCUUCUAAGCAAUCCUUCACCGUUGGCGACGUUCUAUUGUUUAACUUCACCACCGGAACGCACGACGUGGCGGAAGUGAAAAAGGCCGGUUACGAUUCGUGCGACGGCAGUAGCACCAUUGGAUCCGUCCAAAAUACGGGCCCCACAAGUAUAAAUCUUUCCUCCGCUGGUGAGAGUUACUACAUCUGCACUUUCAGUGGUCAUUGCUCCCUCGGCCAAAAGCUCGCCCUCAACGUCACCGCUACCUCUACACCUGCGUCUCCUCCAACACUACCUCCCACUCCUCCUCCGGUCAAAGCUGCUUCCCCUCCACUACAUGCAACUCCUCCGGCUAGCCUCGCUGCCCCACCACUAUCUCCAGCUCCUCAUAUCAGCCCAGCUGUCCCAUCAGUACCGACCACCCGUUCCAACGAGACCUACGUCGUCGGGGACAGUUUGGGGUGGACGGUCCCAACUGGUGGCGCCGCUGCUUACGCCACUUGGGCUGCCGGCAAGACCUUCCUAGUCGGAGACACUCUUGUCUUCAACUUCACCACCGGGAAGCACACUGUCGCCGAAGUGACAAAGGCAGGAUUCGAUUCGUGCAGCAGCAAUAGCAUCAUCAAUGGAACCCUUGUAACGAAGGGCCCAGCAAAACUGGUUUUGAAGACGAAGGGAGAACACUACUACAUCUGCACCAUCCCACAGCACUGCCAGUUGGGCCAGAAGCUUGCGCUUAACGUCACAGGAAGCACGUCAUCGUCUCCGUCUCCGUCCCCAUCUCCAUCCUCAUCCUCACCCUCUGCAUCUAACUCUGCACCCUCGUCUCGAUUUGGCGUCACAACCUUUUCUGUUGCCUUUUUGACCAGUACCAUCUUAGCUUUCUUUCUUUAGAUGAUAAUUUUGACUCUGCUUCUGAGAUUUUUGUCGCUUGCACUGAUUUGCUUUAUGAGUGUGUGUAUGUAUGUAUACACAGUAGUGUGAUUCAUUUAUAUCUGAUUCGGGAUGAGCCUCAGAUUUUGAACUUGAUAUCAGAAAUAAAAACUUCAUUUCUUAGGCCUGAA